This is a messenger RNA of Choloepus didactylus (southern two-toed sloth), 1331 nucleotides long. Its product is annotated as protein tweety homolog 2-like. Gene Ontology annotation, molecular function: volume-sensitive chloride channel activity; intracellularly calcium-gated chloride channel activity. Gene Ontology annotation, cellular component: plasma membrane. Lineage: Eukaryota; Metazoa; Chordata; Mammalia; Pilosa; Megalonychidae. The coding region runs from base 75 to 1331 and encodes 418 amino acids. The transcript is spliced from 4 exons. The record is from RefSeq and is a predicted model, not a curated record.
GGCUUGACCUCCGCGACUGAUCACCGCGAGAAGACCCUUUUGAAGCAGCGGGGCUGGCGGCGAUCGGCACAGCCAUGCCGGCCGCGCGCGUGGAGUACAUCGCGCCCUGGUGGGUCGUGUGGCUGCACCGCGUCCCCCACCUCAGCCUGCGCCUGCAGCCAGUGAACAGCACCUUCAACCCCCGCGACGAGAGCUACCAGGAGUCGCUGCUACUCCUGGGGCUGGUGGCCGCUGUCUGCCUGGGGCUGAACCUCGUCUUCCUCACGGCCUACCUAGUCUGGCUGUGCUGCGGGGUGCUGGCCCUGAUUCUCAGCUGGGCUUCCCUGGCUGCAGACACCGCCGCCGCCGUGGGCACCAGUGACUUCUGCGUGGCUCCUGACACCUUUAUCCUGAACAUCACACAGGGCCAGGUUAGAACAGAGGUGACCCGCUACUACCUGUAUUGCAGCCAGAGUGCAAGCAGCCCCUUCCAACAGGUGCUGACUGUCUUCCAGCGCUCACUGACCACCAUGCAGAUCCAGAUUGGGGGGCUGCUGCAGUUUGCCGUGCCCCACUUCCCCUCGGCAGAGGGAGAUCUGCUCGAGAUCCAGCUGCUGCUGAACUCAUCUGAGGCCGGCCUUCACCAGCUGACGGCCAUGCUGGAUUGUCGGGGGCUGCACAAGGACUACCUGGAUGCCCUCACUGGCGUCUGCUACGACGGCAUCGAGGGCUUGCUCUACCUCGGCCUCUUCUCCCUCCUGGCUGCCCUGGCCUUCUCCAUCAUGAUCUGCACGGGGCCACGGGCCUGGAGACACUUUGCCACCAGGGACAGGGACUAUGAUGACAUCGACGACGAUGACCCCUUUAACCCCCAGGCCCGGCGCAUCGCCGCUUACAACCCCCCUCGUGGGCAGCUUCACAGCUUCUGCAGCUACAGCAGCGGCCUGGGCAGCCAGACCAGCCUCCAGCCCCCUGCCCAGACCAUCUCCAAUGCUCCUGUCUCUGAGUACAUGAACCAAGCCGUGCUCUUCGGCGGGAACCCACGCUACGAGAAUGUUCCGCUCAUCGGAAGAGGCUCCCCCCCUCCCACGUACUCUACAGAAACAUGUGAUACCCGCUGGUUAUUCGGGAGGCUUUGUGUCACCCCGGUUAGGGUGAACUUGACCGCCGCCGCCGCCGCCGCUGCGGGCGGGUGCUCUGCGCACGGGAAGCCCCCGGGCCCGGGUGGGCUCGUACCGGGCCGCGUGUGUGUGAAGCCGCGAGCGCCCGGCCGAGGGGUGCCGGGGCGCGGGCGUCUGCGCUGCUGCCCGGGAAGCCGGCGCCGAGCCCGCGAUCGAUUCCCUAAUAGCUAA